Besnoitia besnoiti is the source of this 3531-nucleotide messenger RNA. RefSeq names its product HEAT repeat-containing protein. Gene Ontology annotation, molecular function: nuclear import signal receptor activity. NCBI's taxonomy places the organism in Eukaryota, Apicomplexa, Conoidasida, Eucoccidiorida, Sarcocystidae. Gene Ontology annotation, cellular component: nucleus; cytoplasm. Gene Ontology annotation, biological process: protein import into nucleus. The coding region runs from base 1 to 3531 and encodes 1176 amino acids. The transcript is spliced from 21 exons. The record is from RefSeq and is a predicted model, not a curated record.
AUGAGCGCUUUGCCCGUGUUUGCCCGGUUUGCCCUCUCUUCGCAGGCUCUGAGCGGCCUCCAGUCGGCGGACAAUGCGGUGCGGUCGGCGAGCGAGGCGGCGAUCAACGGCGCGGCGCUUCCGCAGCUGCUGCCUGUCCUCGCGCAGAGCGUGCGGGAGGCGCCCACGGCUGCCGAGCAGCAGCUCGCGGCGAUUCUUCUGCGGCGCUGUCUGCAGUCGCGCUGGAGCGAGAUCGAGGCGAGCCUGCCGGCCGCGGAGGGCGACGCACUCCUCCAGGAGGCACUCACGCGUCUUCUCCAGGCUGUCCUGCAGAGCCCCGACGGCCUCGUGAAGAAGAGCGCGGCUGACGCCGCCGCGGAAGUCUGGCGCAAGAAGCAGAUGCGAACUCUCGAGGACGCGCCCUGCACGGUCGUCGGUCGCUGGCUGGCGGAGCCCGAGCUGGGGCCACCGCAGACGGCCGCGGCGCUCUUUCGGCUCCUCGACCGUCUCUGCGAGGACAAAGACAUCGGCGCGAGUCUGACGCAGAUGCAUGCAGCGAACCUCAGGAAGAAGAUUGCCUGCGCGCUUCAACAAAAAGGCUCGCAGAGCGACAAAGACGUGGAGGGCUCAAUGGCGGCCGCGCUCGAUGCGCUGGCAACGUGUGUGAGCAGCUUGCCUCCGAACUCGCCUCUGCGGGCGUCUUUCUGUGAACUCGCUCCGCUGCUGCUUUCGGCACUCUUCGAGAACCCCUCAGCGGCGCUCUUCAUCCCGUCCCAGCAGCUUGCGGAGACCCUCCCGCAGUUCUUCGCCGGGCAACACCCGCGGCUGCUGCAGCUCGUCGUGCAAGUCGCAGUUGGCGCCCCGAACGCCGAAAACCGCUGCGACGACAAGCAGGGCGCCGCGGAUGUCAAAACCGUCGCCCUCCAGCUCGCCGUCUCCGCCGUCAUCAGCGCCCCCAAAUGGGCCAAAAAGAAUCUGAACGUCGUGAGGCCGCUGCUGGAGGUUCUGGCGGAGUGCUGCGGCCUCGUGGCGGGCGACGAGGAGGCUUGGGGGGCGAAGGAGCGGGAGGAGGAAGACGACGAUGAAGAGGAUCUCUCUCAGGAGGCCCUCCUCCUCGCGACGCGCGUCGCAGAGCGGCUAAACAGCGACGCAGUCUUGGAGAUGCUUCUGCAGAUUUGCACGGCCUUCUUCGCCUCGGAUGACUGGCAGCGGCACCUUGCGGCUUUGUCGCUUCUCGCGGCGCUGCUCGAGGAGGAGCACAGCAGCGCGGGGGUCAUGAGGCACGCCGACGAGGUGAUUUCGGUCUGUCUUCUGCGCCUGAGCAGCCCUCAUGCGCGCCUGCGCUGGGCGGCUCUCAACUGCCUGUGCUUCCUCUUGCAAGAAGACGAGCGCGAGGGCGACGUUGUGACAGAGCGAGAGAAAAACCUGUUGGAGAAGAUGCUUGAGGCGCUGCAGAGAGAAACGAACAACCGCUGCCGGAGAAAGGGCCUGCAGGCGGUCGCUGAGUUCUUCUCGAACUUUGCGGGAGAAGGCGAAGACGAAGACUGCAAAGCGAUGAACGAUAAGGUUUACGAACAGCUGUCGCCCUACAUCGACGCCGCCCUGCAAAACGCUGUCGUGCCGCUCUGCGACAGCAGCGACGCCCAGACGCAGGAACUCGCCCUCGCCGUCGGCUCAGUUCUCGCGCAAGUGAGCGGGCAGCACUUUCAGCGUUUUUAUUCCUUUUUCAUGGGGGCGGUGCGGCGCCUGCUCUCUGUGGACUUCGCGGCCUUCUUGCAAACACAUGCGCACGGCGCGUCGCUCCUGGAGACCGUCGUGGAGUUCGCCGGCGCACUCGCCGCUGCGGUGGGCAUGGAGGUCUUCGCGCCCGACGCCGCGUGGCUGCUCGAGCGUCUCAUCGAGCUGCAGCGGGUCUGCGCAGACGGGACUGCUGGCGCGUCCCUGCAGGCGACGGCCCUCGAGGCCGUGGGCGAAACCACGCGCGUCAUGGGCGCUGCCGCCCUGCCGUUCCUGCCGGCGAUCUCGCCUAUUAUUCUCGCAAAGGUUCAGCAGCACGCUGAGUGCAACUUUGCUGAGGCGAUCUCCGCGGGCGAGGAGGCUGGCGCGAAGAUCAGCGAAGAGGGCCGCAUCUCGACUGUGAAUAUUACAGACAAGUGUGGCAGACAGACAGUCAUUUCCAUCAACACGGCGGCUGUCGAAGAGAAGUGUGCGGCGCUGCGCCUCCUCGGCUCGCUGGCGGGUCGUUCGGGCGGCCAGCUGCCGCCGAUGUUCGCGUGCGAGUGGGCGAAGGCAAUUCGGCCGGAGUGCAGCGCGCAGUUCGCGAUGGUGCGGCAAGAAGCCUACGAGGCGUUGCCGUCGGUUGUGAAUUGCCUGGUCACAACGAACUUCGCGGAGUUCGUGCGGCUGUCGCGCGAGGCCCUGUUGUUCGUCGUCGAGGAGAUCAAAGAAAACAACUCGCGCCACGUCAGCGGCUUCGUCCUGCCGGCUGCGACGCGUCUCCUGGAGAACCUGAUGAAGGAAAAAGAGCGGCGGGACGCACAGCGCACGCUCGGCGACGCCGCCGCAGAUAGCGGGGCGUACGCGGCAGACGCGAUCUUCAACGCAGAGCAGAGACGCGAGUUCUUGGCCAAGAUCUUCGAGGCAAUGGGACGUGCGAUCAUUCCAAUUCUCACGCAGGAGUACGAGGCUUUGGCGGCGGCAGAAGGCGAAGACGACGAGUGGGAGAACGUCGACGAGGACGAAGAAGAGCAGACCGAAGCAGCUGCAGACGCGUAUGACGCAGUCAUGCAAACGGCGGGCGCUCUCUGCAAGCUGUACGGAGCGGAGUGUCUGCCGUUUUUCGACGCGCACCUGAAGAUGCCGUUUGGGGCGCUGCUGGCCCACGAGAAAGCGAACCCUGGAGGAAAGGUCGCUGCGUUGUGCAUCUUCGCGGACGCCAUCAACUUUGGCGGCGAAGCAGCUGGCAAAGCGUACGGCGAAGUGUACCUGCCUGCGGCGCUCCUCGCGGUCUGCCCGCCCUCGGAUGCGCUGACAAACGAAGACCUCUACUCCGUCAGCGCCGCGGCCUACGGAAUCGGGGCCUGCGCAGUGAACAGCCGCGAGCUGUUCCUCCCGCGUCUCGCGGGCGCGCGAGAAGCGCUCACUCGCGCCCUUCAGUCGCCCGUGCUUCAGACGGAAGAAGGGCGGUCGGCCGCGGACUGCGCGGCGUGUGCGCUGUUGAAGGUCGUCCUCCUCUACACGCGCGAACUCGAGCAGCAGGGGCCCAGCCCCAGUGCCGCGACGACGAUUUUCACGCAGCUGCUGAGCAGAUGGUUCCCGCUGAAGGAUGACGCGCAAGAGAUCGAUGCCUCCACCGACUUGUUCGUGAAGAUGCUGACGGAAAACCAUGUGCUCCUUCAGGCGGCGCCGGCAAGGAACGAGUACAUGCGCGUCGUGCAGGCGCUGCUCGCCGAGAAGACGAAGGAGGCCGAGACCUCUAAAGACGAAGACAAGAAGCUUUUGGCGUCGUGGAAGAAACUCUGCAUCCAAAAGGCGCUCGAGCGGCUGAACUGA